Cajanus cajan (pigeon pea) is the source of this 560-nucleotide messenger RNA. Its product is annotated as defensin Ec-AMP-D2. NCBI's taxonomy places the organism in Eukaryota, Viridiplantae, Streptophyta, Magnoliopsida, Fabales, Fabaceae. Gene Ontology annotation, biological process: defense response. The record is from RefSeq and is a predicted model, not a curated record.
AGAUAGGAGUAGGUACCCCGUUUGUUUAUAUUCACUAUUAAUUGAAGGGUAUAUAGUGAUCGAGGUGAGGGUGAUAAUAUAAGUAGCUAUGGACAAGGCACGAUUUGGGCUUUUCUUCGUAUUGUUGAUUCUCCUUGCUUCUCAGAUGGUGGUAGAAACGGAGGGAAGGCACUGCGAAUCAAAGAGCCAUCGUUUUAAAGGGAUGUGUCUAAGCGAUCACAACUGCGGUUCCGUUUGCCAUGUUGAAGGCUUCACAGGUGGCAAAUGUCAUGGAUUCCGUAGACGCUGUUUCUGCACUAAGCACUGUUAGUUUAGUUGCUGCUCCAUGCAAUUUUCCUACCUCUUUCAUGCACCUUUAUGUUUCUGAGUUUAGGAAAUAAUAAAUACCACUUUACCACUCCUAUUUCUCUAGGUUCGGUUUGGUUGCUUUUAGCUACCUAGCUUCUGUUUCAGUUUGGUUUUCCACUUUAGGUUUGCAAUUUCUAUUGUUGUAUGUUCUGAUUUCGUGUUCUAUUUCCCAUCAAAAGUAGUGAAACUACACCUUCUUCGUUUCCUCAUCA